This is a messenger RNA of Sclerotinia trifoliorum, 2764 nucleotides long. NCBI's taxonomy places the organism in Eukaryota, Fungi, Ascomycota, Leotiomycetes, Helotiales, Sclerotiniaceae. The record is from the annotation of a GenBank genome assembly.
CAAAGUAAUAUUAUAACUAACGCAAUUCGUUCAAAUUCACGGCGCAAGUUUCGAUUCUGGUUGGUGUAAUCUGCGCUGCGGUAACCGUACAUGUUCCUGUUUUUCGUCGGAUCAUUACGUGGUUGACUUCUUGACUCUUGUUAAGAGCUUGUGCCGCAUCUGCGCAUCAAUCAGGGACAUCAUGGCCUCAACACAAGACUGGAGGAACGCUUUGCCUUUGAUCUUCGCCCUUAAAAAGUGUCGCUGGGUCAACCCUUCCCAAUCACAUCUGGGUCAGGCGGCCGGCGUCCAUCCAAUGUGAAUGAGCGGGUCUGAAGUUCAAAAGAUUUUCAUCCCCUGCUCCAAGAUCUUUCAUUUACGGGCGACCAAGAGACAAAUCUCGGGGCAUUAAUCGGCUCAUACCGCCGGAUCUGGUAGGUUAUCGAGAUCUAGAGCUUAGCUUAGGAUGGGCCCGCAAGUUUAAUAUUUCUUACUUUACCUUAGGGAAGCGCCAGUUCGUGCUUCAAUAUGGUUUCUACAUUUUCCUAUGCGUUCUGAAGCUUCUUCGCGAGUUUGUCGGAUACUGCAGCGCUAAAUAAUUCAUUCUGAAUUGAACAGAAAAAUGACGGACUCAAUUGACCACUAUUAUCAGAAUAGGGAUGCGACGCCGUCGAAAACUCUCUGCAAUGGAGAUUCCUACAACAAAACGGCUCCUCUACCUCCAUUGUCCACCUUACUAGAAAGAUCCGAAACUCCAAGUUCGAGACGGGAUCCGAUCAGUCCCAAUUCCACCAAAUCCACAUCCGAAAGUCCACGUCCCGUUACAAGCUCUAGAGGUGCUGAAAGUAGCACAAGAGGCUCGAUGCGAACGAGCCCCAGUGACAGUGGUAGUGUAAGCAGUAGGAAUGGUGUAGGUUUAAGUGGUGCAGGAAAUUUUGCAGAUUUCUUCAGUCCUGAAGUUUUUUAUAUUGUGCUUCAUAAUCCGACGACCGCGCAUCGAUUUUUGAAAUUUUGUCAGGGUCGUUCUUGUUCGGAAAAUCUCGAAUUUUUGCACAAGGUACGCUAAAAUGGUUUGCCAUUGUAUAUAUGUUAGUGCUAAAAAUACUAACUAGAUCGAUGAAUACAAUCGACUGAUAGAUGAGGCAACUCGUCUUCUUUCCACCAUACACUCGUCUUUCAUCUCAUCCGAGGCGCCAAAGCAAAUUAAUAUUUCUAGUUCCCAAAAUCGAGAAUUAUCACAUGGUGUUAAGAACGCGACAUAUAAUGUUCUUCCCGGCCUGCAAGAUAUUUUCAAUGAAUCACAGGAGCAGAUUGAAAAACUACUGGCUAGCGACUUGUAUCCACGUUUUGUAAAACAUCAGGUUACUGCUUCCGCCACUAUGGCAUUGGCAAAUGAUAGAGAAAGAUAUCCAGGUCUAGGUGACUGUUUUUGUUUGACUGAUCCAAAGUAUGUCCAUUCAAAGCUACUGUCCCUCUAGAUUCCAAGCUAACAGUAUGGAGGCGAGCGGAUAAUCCAAUUGCAUUUGCUUCAGAUGGCUUCGUCUCUGUCACGGGAUAUUCUAGAACAGAUAUCAUUCCUCGAAACUGUCGUUUCUUGCAGGGGGCAUAUACUGAUCUUCAGGCAACAAAACGUUUACGCACUUCCAUUCAAAACUGUGAAGAAACCGUUGAAUUACUUCUUAAUUAUCGCAAAAACGGUGAUCCAUUUUGGAAUCUUCUUUACGUGUCUCCCUUAUUCGACGGUAAUGGAGAUGUCAGGUUUUUUCUUGGUGGACAAGUAAACUGCAGUACGACGAUUCACAGUCGUACCGAUGUUCUUCGGAUUUUAAGCCUAAAUGAUGAAGAUACUGAGAGUGUGAAAGAGGGAAGUAGGAAAACUCCUAGUGUUCGAAGUAAGGAUUCCAAUAAUCCGAGUAUUUAUGGAAAAAGUUCCUUCUUUAAAAGCUUCAAAAAAUACAGUGCUAAAGCUGUGACAAUCCGGGAUGAAGCUGGGAUGGAAGGCGAAUUGAUUGAUCGAAUUGGGAAAUUACAAUUUAAGACACAAGUCGAAGAAUUCUAUACAGCUUAUUCAAAGGUAGGUUUAACAUCUCAAAAGUUGCCUAACAUUGAUUAACAUCAAAAACAGUAUCUCGUCCUAUCCUACCAACCGCAGUCACAAAAUCUCACUGUCAAAUACUAUUCCCCAGGUAUAAUCGACAUGCUUGGUCUCCACCUCCCUAAUGGUGAAGUAGCUCCUAUAGUUGACAAAGAUAUUUUCAAAAUGCUCACCGAACACUCCCCAUCAUCCGUGCCACGGACAUUUAAAAACGUAGUCAAGGAAGGUAUAAAAGCAGGAAGAGCAGUAUCAGUCGAAACGAGUCUCUUAACUGGAAUUGAAGAAAUCAAAAAAUCGCAAGGAAUUUUUGGAGGUGCGACAAUUGAUCGAGAGAGGGGCUGGAAAAGGUCGGAGGAAAAAUACGUUUGUCAUUUUACGCCUUGUAAAGAUGAGGAGGGAAGAGUUGCUUGGGUGGUUUUGACCGUGGCGCCGAAAACGUAACUUAGAAUUCUUUUGUGGGGUCUUGGUUCUGCUUGGGCGUUAAGGUGGCAGACAUGUUAAUGAUACCCGGAAUGAUAUUUUUGUAUUCGGAUCGAGAUUUUGAUUUUUUUUUUCUAUUUGAGAAGGGAGGUUAGAAAUGGGAAAUGGGAAGAUAAUAUGAUAGUAGAAGAUGGGAUAGGAAAAAAUUAGACGAUAAGAUGAAGGGGUUGUGGGAAUAGACCAAGGAAAUAUCAUACAUGUCAAUAAACU